Molecule: messenger RNA, 883 nt
Organism: Arachis duranensis
Lineage: Eukaryota; Viridiplantae; Streptophyta; Magnoliopsida; Fabales; Fabaceae
Product: wall-associated receptor kinase-like 20
Exons: 2
Coding region: 21-875 (284 amino acids)
Molecular function (GO): polysaccharide binding
Source: RefSeq, a predicted model, not a curated record
UCUUCAUUCACCGCGCAACAAUGGAGGCCACCCCAACAAACCUCGUCCUCUUCCUUCUACCAUCCAUUCUUUUCAUCUCGCGUGCUCCUCACGUGACACCAGCCACCCCAUGCCCCCCUUGCGGCAACACCACUGUCCCAUUCCCGCUAAGCACCACCCCAACCUGUGGCGACCCCGCCUACAAAAUCCGUUGCACCACCAACACCCUCCUUUUCGACACGCUCAACAACUCCUACCCGAUCGAGUCCAUAAACCCUAAGUCCCAGCGUCUCGUGAUUCGUCCGGCACCGCUCGUGCCGAACACGUGCAUCACCACCGACAAGAUUCACCAAGGGAUCCAACUCAACAACACUCUCCCUUUCAACAUCACAAGCUCCAACACCAUUGUUUACCUCAAUUGCACCCAGGCGCUUCUUUUGUCGCCGCUUAACUGCUCCUCCUCCAGCCUCUGCCAUACCUACAUCAACGCCACCGCCUCCGCCUCCGUUUGUAAUAACGGACUGCUUUGUUGCACGUUCCGUACCGGCGGGUCCAGUAACUCCUACCAGAUUCGGGUUAGGGAUGUUGGUUGCAGUGCCUAUUCGAGUUUUGUGAACUUAAACCCGGAUCUUCCGGUGAACCGGUGGCCCCAACCCGGUUUGGAGAUCCAGUGGUUGUUGCCUAGGGAAACGGUUUGCGCAUCGCAGAAGGAUUGUGAUUCUGCCACGUCGGCGUGUGGACUAGAUCCUAGCUCUGGGAGUGGGAUCAAGAGGUGCUUUUGCAUCAAUGAUCUUGUGUGGGAUCCCAUUGAUGGGGUCUGCACGAAAAAGGCUACUUCUCACGAUCCCAAUGGCAGUGGCAGAAAUAGAAUAACAGUAGCAGCACAUAUUGUAUAACUAAACGG